Molecule: messenger RNA, 6047 nt
Organism: Microplitis demolitor
Lineage: Eukaryota; Metazoa; Arthropoda; Insecta; Hymenoptera; Braconidae
Exons: 8
Coding region: 243-5777 (1844 amino acids)
Biological process (GO): microtubule-based movement
Molecular function (GO): microtubule motor activity; microtubule binding; ATP binding
Source: RefSeq, a predicted model, not a curated record
UUCGGUGAACCCAUAUUCGACACUACUCGGCUUGCUUAUAUUUACUAUUUUAUUUUACAGAGUUAAUAUUUAAAAGUCGUUAAGUGUGAACAAAUAAUAAGUUUUUAAAGUGAUUGAGUUUUAACAUCUGGCAGGUGUUAAAAAAUAAAAAACUUUAUUUUUAAGAUGUACUUUUUAAAAUAUUAAGUGAUAAAAUAAGGCAAUGUAGAAGUUUUUAUAGCGACCCUUAAGUAGGAGUCCAAAUGGCAAAUAUUAAAGUGGCUGUAAGAGUAAGACCGAUCUCCAACAGAGAAAUAAAUGUGACAGGAGCGGAAAUAGUUGUUCAUACAGAGCCACAAAAAAUUUCUCUGACAAAUCUUAAAGUUUCGUCAAGCAAAACCGCUGACAGCCGGACUCGCAUUAAGAGAUACAGUUUUGAUUACUGUUUCGAUUCUUCCGAUCCAACUGCUGAUAAUUAUGCAAGCCAAGAAAAAAUUUAUGAUACACUUGGAAAUUCGGUUAUUGAUGCUCUAUUCAUCGGAUAUAAUUCUUGUGUCGUUGCAUAUGGACAAAGUGCGUCAGGAAAAACUUUUACAAUGAUGGGAGUCAAAGAUGAUCCAGGAUUGAUACCAAGAAUCUGCAGUGGUUUGUUUACUCGAGCGGCUGAAGAAAUAGAAAAUGGAAGAAAGCUUCAUAUAUUUGUCAGUUACCUAGAGGUUUACAAUGAACGAGUCAGAGAUCUUCUCGAACCUUCAACAAGUCCAAAUAACUUAAGAGUUCGAGAGCAUCCACGAUCAGGUCCUUACGUUCAAGGACUGAGCCAACAUUCAGUUGAAACUUUGAGUUCAUUAAUGUCUCGCGUCGAAGAGGGUACAAAAGCCCGUAAAACAGCUUCAACUUUACAGAAUCACACAAGCAGCCGCAGUCACGCAUUACUCACACUCUCGUUGGAAUCCAGCGAUAGUGCGGUUUCCGGACAAGUUAUUUUAAAAGCCUCGGGGGCAUCACGGAAAACGGAUUUUUCUCGUGGCUGUAAAUUACACUUGGUCGACCUGGCGGGCAGUGAAAAUUCAGCUGCCUGUGCUGGAAUAAAUCGUCUAAAAUCACAGGAAGGAGCCAAUAUUAAUAAAAGCUUAGUUGCUUUGGGUAAUGUAAUAUCUGCAUUAGCGGAAAGAAGCUCUGCGUCUAUAAAUUCCGGAAGGAAAUUUAUCCCCUAUAGGGAUUCAACUCUCACCUGGUUACUUAAAGAUUCUUUGGGCGGAAAUGCAACGACAAUUAUGCUGGCGACGAUAUCGCCAGCUAGUGGGAGCUAUAACGAAACGUCACACACUUUACGGUUCGCACAAAGGGCACAAAGCGUUAUUAAUAAGCCAGUUAUUAACGAGGAUCCGGUAACUAAAAUAAUACGUGAACUUCAGUCAGAAGUAUCACGACUUAAAGCUCUCCUUGCCGAAAAGAACGAUCCGUUAACUGAUUGCAAGUCUUUGUGCAUUUGUCAAAGGAAUCCUGAUCAGACAGUUGAGCAAACAAAUUUAAAUACCAGAUGUGUGUCAACAUCAACAUCACAAUCACCGAUAGAAUUAAAUUCUCUUUCGAAAUUCCCUUACUCUUUGAGACGAUACAGUUUUGAUGAUGGUUUAAGACUAAGAUGUGACUCACUAAAUGCAUUACGACAAUUUGGAUCGCUAGAAUUUGUUCCAGCCACAAAUAAUUCACAAACUUUACAAGUUUCGGCAAGUUAUAAUAGAGCUAAAGUAUCUGAAUUAAUCGAUGAUGAUGAUCAAGCCGAUGAACCAGUCUUUGUUGAUAUACCGACUUUGGUUGCUGUUCUUAUUAAGCCCGACACAAGCGUUCAAGUAGACACUCAUCAAAUUGAGGAAAUUUCAAGUGAUAGUGUUCUUGAAGAUACUGUUGAUACUGAAUUUAAUCAGGACGUUGAACAUCACUUUGCAAAUUUAGUCGAAGAUCGAGUUGAAAGUAAUUCAACUGAUUCUGUUAAAUCUUUAUCAGUAUUUAAAGAAAUCACAGAUAAUUCUAAUAAACAGCCUAGUUCACUUGAUACACGGUAUCCGAAUUUGAAAAUUCUUACAGAAAAGCCGUUGAAAAAUAAUAAAUUACAAAAACAGUAUUCAGUUGAUUCAAAUUUCGAUUCGCAAGCAUCAUCUGUUUCAAAAAUUUUACAAAAAUACAUUUCUAAUGUUUCCAGAAAAGUUCCUAAAGACUAUGAUUUUCCUCGAAUUUUAUCAACUGAUUCAGAGGCACAAGCUAAUUCUCAAGAAGAAAAAUCUGAAGAACUACUUCAUGCCAGCGAAGAUGAUGAUCUAAAAGAAAAUAAAAAUCUUGAAAAGAAUCCAGACAGUCGAGGAAAUGAAAAAUCAACGAAAGAACUACACAAUCCAAAGGCUUGUAUUCAGAGAAAGCAAAGUAUUGAUGGUUUGAAGAGAAAAACAAGCAAAGAUAGCAGCUGUAGUAGUUUGAAGGACGAACAAUUAUUUAUAACUGGAACCUCAAAAGAUUCUUUGAAACGGAAAAAUUCAUUAGAUCCAGAAGAAUUGCAACCGAGACCACAUACGAUAAUACAGCGCGCACGCAGAGCUGAAAUAGUUGCUGCAGUUACAGAAAGGCUCUACGCGAGCAAGAAGACACCUGAGGACAGCAAUACGGCAUCAACGCCAGCCUCGGAUAAUCGCUCACCAGAGAAUUCUGAAAUAAAACUUGCCUCGGUGACGAGGAUGCGACUUCAAGAAAUCUCAAGAAAAAUGUUAGCCAAACGCCGACGUAUUUGUGUUGAUACCCAAACAGAUAUUUCAUCUACUGUCCGUGUACGAGAAAUUGGAAUUUUAGUUAAAGAACCCAAAAUAAUUCGUAAAGACGUUGCUGUUCUUACUGAUCGUCACGAGGAUUUCGAUAAAUUGCUGCCAUGUAGCACUCCUGUAUUAAGAAUAAAAGAAAUGUCAACGUCUACAACAGAAUCACCACCUCCCAAACCAAUUAUUCUAUUUAAAGAUGCUUGUAAUUUAACUGAUGAUUACAAUUAUGACUACGAUGCUAUUUAUUCACACCACCCAGACUCAGGUAUUGUGUCAGAUGAUACUCAUACGUACGCUGAAAGUAAUCUAUCAAGUACAGGUAUUUCAGACUUUUGUUCCGACAUUGAAAAAAGGCCAGUUGAUAGUGUUAAAAUGAAUGAUAGCUCAGUAAAUACUAAUGUUGUUGAGGAAAUAGUUGACACUUGUGCUCAAACGACACCUGAAGAUUUACAUCAUCAACAAACACUGAAUAAUAAAUGUUGUACGUCAAAACAAUGUAAUGAUAAUAUAAUCAAGCAAGUAAAUCGUAAAAAAAAUCAAGAUUGCUGUCAACCAAUUUUAGUAAAUCCUCGUCUUUGUAAACAGCCAGUCGUCUUGAAUGAACACUGUCAUAUCGCAGAAGAAGCUCUAAGUAAAACACACAAAUGCGCUCAAGAAUCAUCAUCGUGUAAUGGAGAUAAUCAUGAAAAAAACAUUAUUUCUAUUUCAGUACCUGAUACAAUCAAUAUUACUAUUGAAUCUUCAAAUAUUUCCGAAUCAAAGCUUAGAUUAUUUGAUAAUAAUAAAGAACUUAAAGUUAAAAAUGCUGAAGUUCAAACAGACAAAAGAGAUAUCAAUGAAAUCGGUACUUUAACUGAUAUUAAUAUCAGCGGAAUACAUGUUAAAGAUUCGUGGACGAGUUCACGGAGUAAUAGUCAUGCAGAUACUAAAACAUUUAGGAUUGAAAAUAUAUUUCAAGACCCACAUGAUACUGUUGCCAAAUCUUUAAAAGUCAAAAGCUAUUCUGAUGAAGCUCAUUGUUCUAUUGUUUAUCCUGAAAAAACAUCGUUUGCAGAAACUAACAAAGAAGAUGAUGCUUAUCAUAAUUGUAAAACAUCCUUAAGUUCAUUAGAAUCAAGAAGAAAGUCAUUGACCAGUGAGUGGCUUAGAAAUCGUAAUACUUGGUCCACUCAAAAAUACAACUGUAACCUGGAUCCGCAAACAAAUGCAGAACCAGUGUCUUUACCUCCAGAAAUUAAUUGUAACUCGAAAUUUACGGGGCAAUUAAAAAAUAUUCCGGAAGUUCUUUCAUGGAAAGAUUUACAUAAUAGUCAAUCCAAAAAUGAUGACACCAAAAAAUUGAACCGGUCUCAAUCGAUUGUUAAAGAUCAUAAAACGUCAAAUAGUAUAACACUAAAAAGCUUAGAAAUUGAUGGAAAUAUACGUUACCCUACAAAAAUUAGGCAUAAUUACAGAGAUAUUUAUGAGCAAGAUAUUAACUUUUCAGAUGAUAGCCUCGAUUUUAAAGAAAAGCAAAGAAAUUCGAUUUCUAAUGAAAUUAAAGCAUCAGAAUUAAAUCGUGAAAUGAAAGAUAAUUUUAAUGAUAAUGCAUGUCCUCCGGAUAUUGUUGUGCAUGCGAAAAAAGAUACUAUUGAUCCGUUAACAUUUUCAGAUAAUAUUAUUCUAGAUGAUUUCGAUGAUAAGUAUAUCGAGUUACCAAAAAAAAUAGGGAUACGAUUUAACGAAAUACCUACGCAAGAAAUUAAAUCAAUUUUUUACCAUGUUCCUUUAAUACCCAUUGUAUUUUCUCAAAACGAAAUGGAAAACCUCCAAAAUAAAAGUAAUGCAGAUAAUUUCGAAGCUGCUACCGCUUUACCGAAGCCAAUUAUGAAAAAUAAUAAGAACAUUUCAAAAACGGCACGUUCUGUAAGAAUUAAUGCAAAUGAAUAUCGGUCAGAUUCAGAUUGCAAGAAAGUUAGCUUUGUUAUGUCCGAAAAUUUUUCAAAUAUGAGUGACACUGAACGCGAAAAUGCACGCGGGAUCAAAAAUGGAAAACGGAAUCUUUUUGAAGAAUAUCUUGAAGAAGCUAUAGUUUUCAUGCGCAACAUCAAUUUAAUAAAUUCAGAUGAAAAAUCGGAUAGUACAUUAUUAUCUAAUCGCGGAAGUAAUAAUUUCAAGUACGAUGAAACCUGUGAUUCGAAGCACAAAAAAGUAAUUCAUCAUACAAACGAUGAUUUCGAUUUAAAACCCGAUUGCUGUGAAGAAAAACGUUCAAAUAAUUUAGAAAAUUUUGGACAAUUUUCAAAACCUGAUAAAUCUGCUGAGACUAAAUCUCAUUUAGCCAAAUUCAGUUCAGAUAAUGUAAAUAGUAGUUCGUCAUCGUGUUCAAGAUUACGAAGUUUUUCAAGUGUUGAUGACCUUCAUUGGGACCACAAGCUUAAAAACAACGCUUACUCUAGGAGUGAUUGCUAUAAUAGUAAAUUUAGCAGAGUUAUUGAUGAUGACAAAUACUUUUAUCAGUUACCUAAUCCAGGUACCAAUAAAGUUCAUACAAAUAUUGACAAUGCAACAGAAAUAAAUUCAUCAGAUUUAAAAAACUAUAGUAAUCAUGGAAGAAUACGAAAUAAUAAUGCGCCUAAAGUAAAGAAACGUAGUCGUUCAGAAUUUUCUGUAAGACCUAAAACAGAUUGUAGCUUUAAUAAAAAAGUUGUUACAUUUGAUGAAAAUAAUUUACAUUUACAUAAAAAAUUAACGAAUAAUGAAAGUUCUCUUAUUGCGAAAGGAAGAAAAUCACUAGCGCAUCCACGUUGUAGUAUAUCAAAAUACGACUCUGCGAAUGAAAAUUCAAGCUCCAAUGAAGCACUUUCUAAUUUUAUGGAGUCGAUUGACGAAGCGUCGAGAUUUAAAGAUAAAAUUAGAUUUCCUUGUAGUCCAAGAUUAAAGUUUUUACAAUUACUCAGCGAGAGACGUAAAAUUGUUGAGGAUACCCGUAAUACCAGUAUUUCUUGAGCUGAUUUUUUAAAGUCGUAAGUUGAAAGAAAAAUAAUUUAUAAAAUCAAGUCAUCAAUAAGACAAAAAAAAUAUUUUUUUGCAUGCAAAUAAUGACAUAAUUUUUUAUAAUUAAGUAAAUCGUGCAGUACUCAAAAACAUUUCAAGUAAUUGGUUUAGAGCAUGUAGGAAAAAUACAACUUAAAUCAAUUCAAUGAAUGUAUAAUAUCAAACACCAAAUGGGAAAUGUUUUUAAAAAAAAUCAACAAAGAUUUAAAUGAAUGUAUAAUA